CGCCUCUUCCCGGAAGCUGACGAUCAUCUGAUUUUUUUUCCCUUUUUCCUUGUUCCUUGUUAGCAAUCCUCAGUGCUAGCUAACAAAACAUCGGUUCCACUUUCUUUUCUGUCUUCUAUUUCCUCUCUGCAUCCAUCAUUAGGAGUUAAAGGAACUUCUCGUCUACCUCCCAAGUCAUGGACGAGACGAGUCCGCUUGUCUCUCCGCUCCGGGACUCGGGCGAUUUCACCUACUGCCCCACGGAGCCCACCAGUCCCCGGGGCGCGUUUGGAAGCACGCCGGGCUCCGUGGUGCGCAUCACGGCCGGCAGUCCGGGGCGCAAUCGAGAGAGACAGCCGCUUCUGGAUCGAGACCGUGGAAACACGCCACGGGAGGCGCACAGGAAUGAAUUCCCAGAAGAUCCCGAGUUCAGGGAGAUCAUCCGAAAGGCCGAACGAGCUAUAGAGGAGGGGAUCUACCCCGAGAGGAUCUAUCAGGGUUCCAGUGGGAGCUAUUUUGUCAAAGAUUCACAGGGGAAGAUAAUUGGUGUGUUCAAACCUAAAAAUGAAGAGCCCUAUGGGCAGCUGAAUCCCAAGUGGACCAAGUGGCUCCAGAAACUGUGUUGUCCCUGCUGUUUUGGCCGUGACUGUUUGGUCCUGAACCAGGGCUACCUCUCAGAGGCUGGGGCCAGUCUGGUUGAUCAGAAACUGGAGCUCAAUAUUGUUCCCAGGACCAAGGUGGUGUAUUUGGCAAGUGAAACAUUCAACUAUAGUGCCAUAGACAGGGUCAAGUCUCGAGGAAAAAGGCUAGCUUUGGAGAAGGUGCCUAAAGUGGGCCAGCGCUUUCACAGGAUUGGACUGCCACCCAAGGUUGGCUCUUUUCAACUCUUUGUUGACGGAUACAAGGAUGCAGAUUUCUGGCUGCGAAGGUUUGAAGCAGAGCCUUUGCCCGAAAACACCAACCGGCAGCUCCAACUGCAGUUUGAGCGGCUCGUAGUCCUUGAUUAUAUUAUCAGGAAUACAGACCGGGGAAAUGACAACUGGUUGCUGAAGUACGACUGUCCCAUGGACCCUGUUGGAAACCGGGACACAGACUGGGUGGUAGUAAAGGAUCCUAUCAUCAAGUUGGCAGCCAUAGACAACGGCCUUGCAUUCCCCCUGAAACACCCUGACUCCUGGAGAGCUUACCCCUUCUACUGGGCAUGGCUUCCCCAGGCCAAAGUUCCUUUCUCCCAGGAAAUCAGAGAACUAGUCCUUCCCAAACUCAGUGACCCAAAUUUCAUCAAAGACCUAGAAGAGGACCUCUAUGAACUCUUUAAGAAAGAUCCUGGUUUCGACAGAGGACAGUUUCACAGACAAGUAGCUGUUAUGAGGGGACAGAUCUUGAACCUGUGCCAAGCCCUGAAAGAUGGUAAAACACCCCUCCAGUUGGUCCAGAUGCCUCCAGUAAUUGUUGAAACAGCCAGAGCUCCUCAGAGAGCAAACAGUGAGUCUUACACUCAGAGUUUCCAGAGCAGGAGACCCUUCUUCACCUGGUGGUAGAAAAGAAGCAGAAGAAGAGAAACAACAAGGAGCUGGAGCGAGAAAAGGAUGAAGAACAUUUGUGUUUGGAUGAAGGACACUGCAGAACCUGAGGGCACAGGUUUUAUUUUUUUUCCUUGAAAUGGAAUUAGUCCUCACAUCUCCCACCCUUUCCUUAUGGGUAAUUCAGUAGCAGAGUGUGAGUUGGUGAAUGUUAAGAAGAGGCCAAAAGAGGAAGAAUUUCAUAACAUAUCUUCCCUGUUUUACUUCUGUGCCUUUUGUGGAGAUCAGCUUAAAAACUGAUGAUGUGAUGAAGAUUUUGUACCUUCCUGUGAAAGAUUUCAGUGAGGUGACUUUUCUGUUGGACUCCUGGGUGCACGUAAUGUUUGUUCACGCACAUGCACACUCAUCAGAAGCCUCUCAUGCUGUUGUUUUUGUAUGGAAAGUGUUGCAUUCCAUGUUUUGUUUUGUUUGCUUUUUUCCAUAUCUCCCAUCCUUCAAUAUCCACAUGCAUAUUCCCUCCCACAAAGUUCAAAACCCUGGGUUGGUGAAAGCAGUUGUGCCACUAAAUGGACAUUUUAUUUUUCUUUUAUUUUUUAACAAAUAAGAGAAGUUGUUCAUUGUGACUAAGUAUUACAGAUUCAGGAAACAGGCACUCAGUGGUGUGCAUGCCUUUACACAAUGAACAUCAACCAUGUGAACUGGUUUCACAUGGUUCCUCCUAAGAUCAGGAUCUGCAAGUCAUCUUGGUUGAUGUAGAAAAGCUGAGGUACUUUUGGUUUAAGAACUUAACUGUUUGUUAAGUUAAGGUAAGUGUGAGUUUGAGUGGCUCGUCUAAUAUGCCUACUCCCUCUGAGGAGUUGAGUCUUUGGUGAAGAAAACAAAAUUACUGCAUCUGCAACUAAACAAAGGCGAGUCGUGGUUGCUCGUCCAUCAGCUCCUUUUGUUUUGGACUCUUGGUUUGAGUUGAUUUUCUGUCUCCAAGGUGGACCUAAGUAAACAAAGAAAUAACUUUCUGCUGUACUGAACUGACAUGAAAUGUAAUGUGGCAAUGCACUGUAUAAUUUGUAUGUAAUAUUUAAUGAUAGAUUAUAAUUAAAACAUAUUCCAUUAAUACAGA
Molecule: messenger RNA, 2619 nt
Organism: Oreochromis aureus
Lineage: Eukaryota; Metazoa; Chordata; Actinopteri; Cichliformes; Cichlidae
Gene: pi4k2a
Product: phosphatidylinositol 4-kinase type 2 alpha
Exons: 9
Coding region: 177-1520 (447 amino acids)
Biological process (GO): phosphatidylinositol phosphate biosynthetic process; Golgi organization; endosome organization
Cellular component (GO): trans-Golgi network; lysosomal membrane; endosome
Molecular function (GO): 1-phosphatidylinositol 4-kinase activity
Source: RefSeq, a predicted model, not a curated record